AUGGACCGGAUGAUCCGCGAGGAUCAUGUCAAGCGCGUCUGCCGCUUCGACGGAUGCGAACGCUCCUUCACGCAACUCGGAAACCUGAAGACCCACGAACGCAAGCACACCGGUGAGAGGCCCUACAAGUGUCACCACCCAGGCUGCGACAAGACUUUUACUCAGCUCGGAAACCUGAAGACGCACGAGCGUAUCCAUGACGAGGUCAAGCCCUUCAUGUGUCGCCUGGAUGGAUGUGGCAAAUCAUUCAGUCAGCUCGGAAACUUGAAGACACACACGGCCAAAAUGCACCCCGAGAUCGCCUUGAGCGACGAAGAGCUGUCCGCCAAAUCCCCCACCACCCGCAGCACUCGCCAGACAUCACAAGGCUCCUCGGACCGCAAGACUCGCAACUCUCAAAGCCCAGAGCGAGGAACCGUCCAGGUCAUCGCCCACUUCAACCCCUACCAAAGACGCCCCAUCCGUCCCCAGCGCUCAGAACAAGAGGCCCUCCUGAAAGAUAUCCGAGCCAUGAUCCAGCACCAAGACCGUGUGCGCCAGCUCUCUGACAGCAGGCCAUCUGAGCAGAUGGACCUUUGA
Molecule: messenger RNA, 579 nt
Organism: Linnemannia hyalina
Lineage: Eukaryota; Fungi; Mortierellomycota; Mortierellomycetes; Mortierellales; Mortierellaceae
Source: the annotation of a GenBank genome assembly